GCUCUAUACGCGGACGUCUGCUUUGAACAAUUUGAUUCUGGAGUGUGAGGCGAACGAGACAAUUUGACUGCUAUUUUAAACCAGACACAAAACGCUACUCCCGACUACCAGAUCCCAACAAUGAUACACAUAACGGAGGUCGGCUAGGUCGUGACCUGAUGACCUUUGGCCAUGGCUGCCUGUUUCUGUGUGCGUCUUGGCAAGGAUAUUGUCAAGACGCUUGACUUUCGUCACUGCAAUCUGCGCUUCGUGCCAGAGGAGAUCUUUGAGUAUGACGAAACCUUGGAGGAACUCUUCCUUGAUUCAAAUGACAUCCGAGAGCUGCCAAGGGAUUUGUUCCAUUGUGAGCUGCUCAAGAAGUUUGGAGUGAGUGACAAUGAACUGGUUACCAUCCCUACUUCUGUGGCUAGCCUUAUCCAUCUUGAAGAACUGGAUGUCAGUAAGAAUGGUAUUGUGGAGCUUCCUGACAACAUCAAAUGCUGUAAAAAUCUCCGGCUGGUUGAAGUUAGUGUGAAUCCUCUAGGAAAGCUUCCAGAAGGGUUCACUCAGCUGAUGAACUUAAGUCAUCUCUAUCUCAAUGACACUCUUUUGGACUACCUACCUGCUAGCUUUGGGAGACUGGCAAGGCUCAAGGUGCUGGAGCUGAGGGAAAAUAGGCUCAAAGCUCUUCCAAAGUCCAUUUCAAGAUUGACAGAGCUAGAGAGACUUGACCUUGGGCAGAACAGCUUCAGGGAAAUUCCUGAUGUGAUAGGGUGUCUCACAAAGUUAACAGAGGUCUGGAUAGAUACCAACAAAGUGACACAGCUACCUCAGUCAUUUGGUAACCUGACUGAUCUGGUAUACUUUGAUGCAUCAUGUAAUCGUCUUGAAUACCUACCUGCCGAGAUGGAUAAACUUGAGAGCCUCACCGACCUUCAUCUCUCAAAGAACUUCCUUCAUCAACUUCCAGAGAACAUUGGUCAACUGAGUAGCCUGACGACCUUGAAAGCCGACAACAACCAGUUAGCUUCCCUCCCCAUCUCCAUCGGUGGACUGGUAUCUCUUGAGGAGCUCAUCUUGAGUGCUAAUGAUUUGGAGGAGCUGCCACCAAGCAUUGGCCUCCUGCGCCGACUACGCCACCUCAACGUAGACGACAACAUGCUGCAGAGUGUUCCCGCCGAGCUUGGAAGCUGCAAUGGAAUCACCUUACUCUCUCUGAGGGGUAACUACCUUCAGGUCCUUCCCGAUGAGAUUGGCCGCAUCUCAAAGCUGACCGUGGUCAAUCUUAGUAACAACCGUCUUCAGUCGUUGCCUUACAGCUUCACCAAACUCAAGAACCUGCAGGCAUUGUGGCUGUCAGAGAAUCAGUCCAAGCCAUUGAUUCAACUGCAGUCAGAGUUUGUAGAUCAGAUUGGAACCCGAGUCCUCACAUGCUUCAUGUUCCCACAGCGACCACAAGAUUAUGAAGAAGAUUCCUAUCUGAGUGACGGGGAAAGCUUUCAUCCAUCUGUGUGGGAGCAGGAGAGAGCCAAAAGAUCCAGGAUUAUAUUUGAUGUGGAAGAAUCAGAAUCUGAGCAUCAGAAGAACACGGCCAGGGCUACCACUCCUUACCCUAAGGAGACGGUGAGACCUCGGUUCAGGAUGGGGGUUGUUGCAGCCCCAUCCAACGGUCACAUUCCAAGCAAGAAACCACACCUCAAGGAUAAGGUCCAGAGUCCUCAGAUGGAACUGCUCCCAAGCAAGCCUUCAGUUGAUACAAGGGGUUCGAGACGGGUCCGAGGCAGACGAGAGCUGGAGCUGGAUGGGAUACGGAUCAGAGAGGCAAAGGUCACAAGGCCAAGGUCACCAGGGUCAACUAUUAGUGAUAGCCUGCAUCUGUUCCAGGCAGAUAAGGAGAAGAGAGCUAAAGACAAAGCACGUAUCCGUCGUACAUCAAUUGCUGAUAGCGAUACUGAAGGGGUCUCUCCCAAAGGAAAAGGCUUGUUCAAAAAGUCGAAAUCUGAUCGUGGAGCCCACAGUGACACUGAGGCCAUCGACCCCGAGUGGACAUCCAUGACCAAAAGCCAAAGGAGAUCCCUGACCAUUGAAGAUGCUGUCGUUCAAGAUAGAAGAUCUUCAGUGGACAGAAGCCAGACGCUGCCAAUGGAUAGCUAUCGGAAAAACGACCUCAGGAAGGACAGAACUUUCUCUAAGCCGAAUGGAAGCACAAGGCAUAAUGGGCAUUUGAAUGAGGUUGUAACUGAUUAUGGAUUUAUAGACCAAGGACAGAAUGAAGGGGAUUUUGUAGAUGGCCAAAGAACAAGAAGCAGUGAGAUUUUGCAGAAUGGGAGGCGAAGAAGCGAUGUGGUGUAUGGAAACGGCGAUGCAAGGAGAAGGAUGAAUAGGCAUGUGAACAAAGAUCCGAUGCAAGGUGGCACUCCUGUAUCAGGCAAUGUGGCCUUUCAUGGAAAGCGGAACUCGCACCAAAGACGAUCAGGUUAUGGAACCGAUCCGGAGCUGGAGGAGUUGUACCACCAUUCUGUAGGGAAAGAUAGUCCCAGGAUGCAGGUGGCCCAGUAUCAUACACCCCCAAGGAAACCUGGCUACUCCUCAGACCAGGACCAGCGCACUCCACAGGGUAGGAAGGUCGAUCAGGAUGGCAAUAAGCAAACUAGCAAUAAAAAACCUGAGCCUCAUCCGCAUUCAGGGUACGGUACUGAUUCUGAAAUCAUGGCGUACAAUGGACCGUUUGAUUAUACUCCUCCUGUGGAAGAUCAUGGAAGGUCUUCCAGGGUUAGUCAAAGAACUCAGAAGCAGAGUCGGAUAUCAAAGAGACAGCCUGAAGCUUACGAUGAUCGUAAAGGACAGUGGAUUGAUGGUAUAGGGUAUGUAAAAGAGACAAAUCCAGAGAAAGUGGUUGAAAACAAUGAGGAGGAUUUGCACUGGGCGUACCCGACAUUUGAAUCCAAUAAAGGAACUGGGUUUGAUGAUGAACCAAAAGCAGAGAAAAAGGAGUUCACUGAGGAACCAAGGGGUGGUAAUCAUGCUAGGACAAAUAGAAUCGACCAUCCUGGUAACCUUGGUAGACAAACUGUGGCCAGUGCUGUCUUGGAAAAGGGAGAUGAACACCCCAAGGAAGAGGUCAAAGUAGAUGUGUCCUCAGAGGUAGAAAACCACCAAGAACUGCAUUGGGAUAUCUCUGAAAUUCUUGGUAGUUCAAGUAGAACAACAGGGCAGUUGAGUACCCCUGGCUCAUCUCCUCAGAAAUCAAAGACAGGAACUGCUGGUAACCAGAGACCAUCAAACAAACAUAAGAAAUUCAGUUCAUCAACUCCAGAAAAUGAUAGACAGAAUGGGAAAAUUGGCACAGGUGUUAGCAGUGGACCUGUUCAGAAUGUAGGACAAACACUUGGGAAUAAUGUGGUGGCUGUAGAAAAUCAAAUGAAAAAUCUUGAACUGACAUCAAAUGUUGAUGUCCCUUGGGACGAAAGACCUCUUCCACCUUAUCCCAAGAAAAGAGAUCCCAACUCACCUCUACCUCCAAGCCCAGCACAGUUGGAUCACAGGGACUCAUCAACAACACCACCUGUUGUCCAAAAACCAGGUUCAAACAAGUUGCCACAAAAGCAGUAUUACCCAACAAGACUUCGAAGCGAUUCUCCACUGCCUCCCUAUAGCAAUAGAACCACCCCCAAGGAUGGUACCCCAAACACAAGAACACAUCUCAGGAACCAACCCCCCAAUCUCCACAUUGCAAACCAACAGAUCCUUCAGAGCCGAAAGCCUAGUGAGCUUUCAGGUAAUCAAAAGCGAGGAGCCAUUCCGACGUAUGAUGAAGCUGUGUUGCGACGGAAAGACAGUCUUGUUAAGCAGCAGUCCCAGUCCUUGAACUCACUCACCAGAGACAUAAGCAAGCAGCUGAAAGUGUACCCAAUUCCAGUGGCCGCGUCCAGUGAAGAGUUCUUGGUUGACAAACCGAAACAGGAGGCACAUUAUACAACUCAGGCUAGACCUUCCAAUGAACGACUCCAUGAUGAGAUGGAUGACUAUGAGAUCGUUGAUGGUUGGCAUCGGAACCAUCAAGGAAAGGAUCAUGAAUUGCAGGGGCAACCUCAUGACAGAAAACCUUGGUCAUACCCUGAUACCAGACAAGGACAAGAUAGCAAAUUGACAGGUGACGGUACCCAUUUGCACCAGAAUCAUAUGAGAUCAAAUACCCCAAGUAGUCAGAUCACAAAGAAUCCAUCGGAGAGAACUGAUACAUUGACAAGGCAACGUAAUACAAAUGAUGCUGGAUAUCAUCAAAGAGGGUACAGUCAAAGGGAAGACAUUAUUGAAAACUGGAAGCAUGAGGCUGAUGUUAAUAGGAACAUUCCAAGGGGAAAAUCUCCAUUACCGCACUAUGCAGCUCAUAGGACACCAACUGCCAAGGAAGAACUGCCACAUUCCUACACAGAUGGAAGCCCGUCGCAUCCUUCAGCUCCUGACCAAAGGUCCAGAGACAUUGAUCACACCAAUCAAGAAAAUGCCCAAAAGCACAGGGUCGAUGAGAAGUGGUCUUCUGAUUAUAAACAUUCAGUUCAAAACAGGCACAGUAAUGUUGAACGCUAUGACCAAACAGAAGUAGCAUUCGGCAGCCAAAGAGACAUCAACCACAACAGACCUCAAGACCCAGCAUAUGUCGGACAAAGAGACAAAGACAGUGGCCAGAACAGACCUAGCUACAACCAGCAGGAUGCUGUCCCUGACAGGUUGCAGUCAACACCACCCUAUGAGGAAAGACAGAGUCCAAUGGAGAGUCAGCAGCAGUCUGUUGAAGUCACUGAAGACAAUUGGAAGCAGCACCUGCUGAACAAGAUUGCCUCAAAGAACUUGGUACCAGGGGAUGACCACCAACAGACACCAGUUUCUAUUCGACGCCAGGGUGAGAGCACCAAGUCUACCGUACAACAGAGGAGACUGCAUGUUCUACGAGCAAGAAUGCAAAAUGAAAUGAAACCGAGUGAUGAAACCAUGGAUGAGGUCUUCCACUCUCCCUCUCUGCCGUCACGAUCCCCUGGCUUUAAAGCCCAGCCCCACACCCCGCCCUUCCACACCCACCAACACCCUCACCACACCCAUCAUACCAACUACCAAUCUCGGGACCAGCAACAUCCGGAGAGCAACGCUGGUGACAGGACCCGACCCCCUCGUCACUACCACCAUCACCAUCCCACUCCUGACACCCAGGAUUCUCCUGGACAGAAGCCAUGGCAGGAUGAUCAUGUACCAAGCAAAGGCCCUCCGCCGUCAUAUCACCACCCGAGGGAAUGGUCUCCGUCAACCUAUGGCAAACCUAAUACAAUAGACCAUGUUGAUGUAUCAGAAACAAGGAGAGGUACACCACCAGGCAGUUCAGGCAGCUCCACCACCGGUUGUAACGGGCGUAGCUUUGCCCCCUCCCCAAGCCUCCAGCGACGGUUGCCCCCCUAUCACUCUAAUACUCUCACCCAAUCCCAGUCUCCUCUUCCAGUGAGGCGAGUCGACCCAGAGGGCAUCGGGGGCCCCAAAACAAUCCCAUUGGUAAUCUAUAAAAACCCUGGUCUUGGGUUCAGCAUCACCGGAGGUCAGAACUCCCCAGGGAAUCCAUUCCAUCCUGAAGAUAUGGGUAUCUUUGUGACCAAGGUUCAACCUGAUGGCCCUGCAGAUCAUUGCUUGCUUCCUGGAGACAAGAUCCUGACUGUCAACAACCGGGACUUUGUGGACAUUGACCAUGAACAAGCUGUCCAGGUGCUCAAGAAUAGCAAUCCAGUCUCAAUGGUAGUCAGCAGAGAAACCUGAGGUCCUCUAGCCAACCAAAACAGGAGAAUUGAUCAUGAAGAGGAAGUCUUGGCCCACAAAACCAGCAACAAUGGUAGUCAGCAGAGAAACCUGAUGUCCUCUGUCAAGCUAAAACAGAGACUUUUCAUCUUGGAUCAUGAAGAGGAAGUCGUUACCAACAAGAACAGUAUCCCAUCAACAAUGGUAGUCAAUGAAAUGUGAGGUCCUCUAUCCAGUCAAAACAAGAGAAUUGAUCAUGAAGAUAUUUUGGCCCACAAGAAUUGUAACCCAGUUUCAAUGAGACCAGUCAGGAGAGAAGCAUGGAAUUCAUUAUUUAUUUAGCCUUCAAGAAUAGAGCUUGUUGACUCUGAUUAGUAGAAGGAAAUUUCGGUCCACAAUAACAACAACCCUGUCUAAAACAUUGUCAGUAGCUUAGCAAACUAUUCACAGUCCAGCCCUCUUGUCAAAA
Molecule: messenger RNA, 6226 nt
Organism: Lytechinus variegatus (green sea urchin)
Lineage: Eukaryota; Metazoa; Echinodermata; Echinoidea; Temnopleuroida; Toxopneustidae
Product: leucine-rich repeat-containing protein 7-like
Exons: 22
Coding region: 172-5778 (1868 amino acids)
Biological process (GO): neurotransmitter receptor transport, endosome to postsynaptic membrane; neurotransmitter receptor transport postsynaptic membrane to endosome
Cellular component (GO): postsynaptic density; postsynaptic membrane; adherens junction
Molecular function (GO): protein binding
Source: RefSeq, a predicted model, not a curated record